Messenger RNA from Seminavis robusta, 1347 nucleotides. The record is from the annotation of a GenBank genome assembly. NCBI's taxonomy places the organism in Eukaryota, Bacillariophyta, Bacillariophyceae, Naviculales, Naviculaceae.
AUGUCGACACAAGCAGCGAGCAACAGUGGCGGCGGCAGCAGCGCCAACAACAAUGCCAACAACUCGCGAAGCACAUUGGUGAAAUUAGUGGAAGAGCACUUGACCAAUCUGAUUCGAGAUGCCAAUGUGAUCAAGCGUCACUGCAAACGGGCCCGUCUGCAUCUGACAUCCAAAGACGAUCCUCGUGGAGUCGUCCGCCGUCGAUUGCAUGCGGAGGAUAUCAACUUGGCAUUGCAAUGGAGAGGUAGUGAGAAAUUGUAUGCGACAGGAACCGUCAUUCCCAAUGAUGACCACAAGACGUCUGCCGUUGAUUUGGAAGAAUAUCUCAAGAGUGAAAUGCAGUUGCGACCUCCGUUGGAAGUGGGCUUGACGACUCAUUGGUUGGCGGUGGAUGGCGUCAUGCCGGAUAUUCCACAGAAUCCUUCAUUGCGAGAUCAGCAUCAUCGCAAACGACGUGCCAUUGUGGAGGCGGGAGAAGGUGAUGUCGCCACAGCAUUGGAUUCGGCGGCCAACAGUAAUAACAAUAAUGGAGUCAAGGUCAGCCAGCUGCUUCCUCUGCUCUUGUCGGAAGAAUUGCAACUCUAUUUUACCAGAAUUACCCUGGCCAUUCAACGUGGAGGAGCCACUCCGACGACUCGACAACAGCAAGAUUCGGCCCUAGCUAGUGUGGCCAGAGAUGCCGGGCUACAGGAAUUGGUCCCAUUCUUUACCAAGUACAUCUCGCAAGAAUUGUCGAGCCACGUGGGAAAUCCCGAUCAUUGUCGCACGUUGGUCCGAUUGGCUCUCUCGAUGCUGCAAAAUCCUCAUUUGCAUUUGGAACUUCAUUUGCACCAACUCUUGCCAUCAUUAAUGACAUGCGUCGUAGCCAGUAAGCUCUCCUCUCGGCCAACAGAUGAUCACUGGGCAUUGCGACGAGAAGCGGCUCAGACGUUGAUCCGGGCCUGUAAUUUAUUCGGAGAAGAAUAUGCCACACUCAAAGCUCGUGUCUUGAGGACGCUCUGUGAUGGCACGGGCCCCGAUAAGACCGUGACCACACAGUAUGGUGGGAUUGUGGCCAUUUCGCUCUUUGGAUCCAAGGCCAUUGAUGCUUUUUUGCUUCCUGUUGUACCCGCGUAUUAUCAAGAAUGGGAAAAGGAACUGGCCAAAGUCACGGAUGACAUGGAACGACGAACGGAAUUGGUCAUGUGUCAGCAGGCCGUGUUGAAUGCACUGGGUAUCUUUUUGCGCCGAGUCGAUAUGGUGGAACAAAGCUCGCGGGUUUCAUGGGAUGAACUGGAGGAGACUUUUGGUGAUCUCCUUGUGCCCUCUGCAAGCAGUGGGAACGAGUACACCACUUGCUUCAUCUAA